This is a messenger RNA of Perognathus longimembris pacificus (Pacific pocket mouse), 8070 nucleotides long. RefSeq names its product mucin 2, oligomeric mucus/gel-forming (gene Muc2). NCBI's taxonomy places the organism in Eukaryota, Metazoa, Chordata, Mammalia, Rodentia, Heteromyidae. The record is from RefSeq and is a predicted model, not a curated record. Gene Ontology annotation, molecular function: protein binding. Gene Ontology annotation, cellular component: extracellular matrix.
AUGGGGCGGCCGCUCGCUGCUCUGGUGGCCGUCCGCCUGGCCCUGGCCCUGGCCCUGGCUGGGGGCUCCGAGCUCCAGAGAGAAGGCCGGGCCCGAAAUCAUGGCCACAACGUCUGCAGCACCUGGGGCGACUUCCACUACAAGACCUUCGACGGCGACGUCUUCCGCUUCCCCGGCCUCUGCGACUACAACUUUGCCUCUGACUGCCGAGACGCCUACAAGGAAUUUGCUGUGCACCUGAAACGGGGCCUGGGCGAGGGCGGCGGUCCCCCCCGGGUGGAGUCCGUCCUUCUCACCAUCAAGGACGACACCAUCUACCUCACACACCAGCUGGCCGUGGUGAACGGGGCCAUGGUCAGCACCCCACACUACAGCUCUGGGCUGCUCAUCGAGAAGAACGACGCCUACACCAAAGUCUACUCCCGGGCCGGCCUGGUCCUCAUGUGGAACCGCGAGGACGCCGUCAUGCUGGAGCUGGACGGCAGGUUCCGGAACCACACCUGCGGCCUCUGUGGGGACUACAACGGCCUGCAGACCUACUCGGAAUUCCUCUCGGAAGGCAUCAGCUUCAGCGCCCUGGAGUUUGGGAACCUGCAGAAGAUCAACAAGCCAGGAGUGGAGUGCGACGACCCGGGGGAGGCGCCGGCCCCCGAGGCCUGCUCCGAGCACCGAGCCGAGUGCGAGCGGCUGUUGACCGCCUCCGCCUUUGAGGACUGCCAGGCGCGGGUGCCCGUGGAGCUGUACGUGCGGGCCUGCGAGCAGGACCGCUGCCGGUGCCCGCCCGGGGGCGCCUGCGAGUGCAGCACCGUCGCCGAGUUCUCCCGCCAGUGCUCCCACGCGGGCGGCCGGCCCGGGAGCUGGAGGACCGCCUCGCUCUGCCCCAAGAGCUGCCCCGGGAACAUGGUUUACCUGGAGAGCGGCUCGCCCUGCAUGGACACCUGCUCGCACCUGGAGGUCAGCAGCCUGUGUGAGGAGCACCGCAUGGAUGGCUGCUUCUGCCCGGAAGGCACUGUGUACGACGACAUCACGGGGGGCGGCUGUGUCCCUGUGAGCCAGUGCCACUGCAGGCUGCAUGGACACCUGUACAUGCCGGGCCAGGAGGUCAGCAACGACUGUGAGCAGUGCACCUGCCGCGCCGGCCGCUGGGUGUGUGAGGACCUGCCCUGCCCGGGGACCUGCGCCCUGGAGGGCGGGGCUCACAUCUCCACUUUUGACGGGAAGAAGUUCACCUUCCACGGGGACUGCUACUAUGUCCUGACCAAGGGAGAUCACAACGACUCCUUCGCCCUCCUGGGAGAGUUGGCCCCAUGCGGCUCCACCGACAAGCAGACCUGCCUAAAGACCGUGGUGCUGCUGAUGGACAAGAAUAAGAAUGUGGUGGCCUUUAAGUCCGAUGGCAGUGUGCUGCUCAAUGAGCUGGAGGUGACCCUGCCCCACGUGGCUGCAAGCUUCGCUGUCUUCCAACCCUCUUCCUACCACAUUGUUGUGAACACGGUGUUCGGGCUGCGGCUGCAGGUGCAGCUGGUUCCGGUCAUGCAGCUCUUUGUGACUCUGGACCAGGCUUCCCAGGGGCAGGUGCAGGGCCUCUGUGGGAACUUCAAUGGCCUGGAAAGCGAUGACUUCAUGACGUCCGGUGGGCUGGUGGAGGCUACGGGUGCCGGCUUCGCCAACACCUGGAAGGCCCAGACAAGCUGCCACGACAAGCUGGACUGGCUGGAUGACCCGUGCUCCCUCAACAUCGAGACCAACUACGCCGAGCACUGGUGCUCCCUCCUGCGGAGGGCCGAGACCCCCUUUGGCAAGUGCCACCUGGCCGUGGACCCCACCGAAUACUACAAGAGGUGCAAAUACGACACGUGCAACUGUCAGAACAAUGAAGACUGCCUGUGCGCGGCCCUGUCCUCCUACGCGCGGGCCUGCGCGGCCAAGGGCGUCAUGCUCUGGGGCUGGCGGGAGCGCGUCUGCAACAAGGACGUGGGCUCCUGCCCCAACUCCCAGGUCUUCCUGUACAACCUGACCACCUGCCAGCAAACCUGCCGCUCGCUCUCCGAAGGGGACACCCACUGCCUCAAGGGCUUUGCCCCGGUGGACGGCUGCGGCUGCCCGGACCACACCUUCCUGGACGAGAAGGGCCGCUGCGUGCCCCUGGCCAAGUGCUCCUGCUACCACCACGGCCUCUACCUGGAGGCUGGAGAAGUGAUCCUGCGGCAGGAGGAGCGCUGCGUUUGCCAGAAUGGAAGGCUGAAUUGCAGGCGGGUCAAGUUGCUGAGCCAGAGCUGUAAGGCCCCAAAGAUCCUCGUUGACUGCAGCAACCUGACUGCGCUGGCCACUCAGAACCCCCGUCCAAGGAGCUGCCAGGCACUGGUGGCUGGCUAUUACCACAUGGAGUGUGUCAGCGGCUGCGUGUGCCCCAACGGGCUUCUGGACGACGGCCGCGGGGGCUGCGUGGUGGAGGAGGAGUGCCCGUGCGUGCACAACAAGGACCUGUACCUCCCGGGGGACCGGAUCAGCCUGGACUGCAACAACACCUGCGUCUGCCAGAAGGGGCGCUGGGCGUGCACGGAGUACGCGUGCCACGGCACCUGCUCCAUCUACGGGAGCGGCCACUUCAUCACCUUCGAUGGGAAGCACUAUGACUUCGACGGGCACUGCUCCUACGUGGCCGUGCAGGACUACUGCGGUCAGAACUCCUCCGGGGGCUCCUUCAGCAUCGUCACCGAGAACGUGCCCUGCGGCACCACGGGGGUCACCUGCUCCAAGGCCAUCAAGAUCUUCAUAGGGGGGACGGAGCUGAAGCUGGAGGACGGGCACCGCGUGGUGAAGCAGCUGGAGGAGGGCCACCACGUGCCCUACAUCACGCGGGAGGUGGGCCAGUACCUGGUGGUGGAGGCCAGCACCGGCAUCAUCGUCAUCUGGGACAAGAAGACCACGCUCUUCAUCAGGCUGGCUCCUUCCUACAAGGGCACGGUGUGCGGCCUGUGCGGGAACUUUGACGACCGCACCAGCAACGACUUCACCACGCGGGACCACAUGGUGGUGAGCGGCGAGCUGGACUUCGGGAACAGCUGGAAGGAGGCGUCCACCUGCCCGGACGUGAGCGGCACCCCGGACCCCUGCAGCGCGAACCCCCACCGCCGCUCCUGGGCUGAGAAGCAGUGCAGCAUCAUCAAGAGCAGAGUGUUCCGGGGGUGCCACAGCAAGGUGGACCCCACCGUCUUCUACGAGGCCUGCGUGCACGACUCCUGCUCGUGCGACACGGGCGGGGACUGCGAGUGCUUCUGCUCGGCCGUGGCCUCCUACGCCCAGGAGUGCACCAAGGCCGAGGCCUGCGUGUUCUGGAGGACGCCAGACCUGUGUCCCAUAUUCUGCGAUUACUACAACCCCCCGGACGAGUGUGAGUGGCACUAUGAGCCCUGUGGGAACCGCAGCUUCGAGACCUGCAGGACCAUCAACGGCAUCCACUCAAACAUCUCCGUGUCCCACCUGGAGGGCUGCUACCCCCGGUGCCCUCGGGAAAGACCCAUCUACGACGAGGACCAGAAGAAGUGUGUCACCGGGGACCAGUGUGGCUGCUACAUCGAGGACACCCACUACCCACCCGGAGCCCCCAUCCCCUCCGAGGACAUCUGCACGUCCUGCAUGUGCUCGACUUCCUCCCAGAUCACCUGCCAGAUAGACGAAGACAAAGUCGUCAACGUGACCCAGGACGGCGUCUUCUGCUACUGGGACAUCUGCGGCCCCAACGGAACGGUGGAGCAUCGUUUCAACAUCUGCAGCUCCUCCACCACCCCCCCCUCGACCACCCCGACCAGCGCGAUCACCACCUCCUUCACCACGCCCACGCCGCUCUCCACCACCACCACCCCCACGGCCACCGCCACCCCCAGCGCAGACUGGUGCUGCUACUGGUCUAACUGGAUCAAUGAAGACCACCCAAAGACUGGCAUCGAUGGAGGUGACCAUGAGACGUUCAAGGGUGUCUGCAUGGCUCCUGAAGACAUUGAGUGCAGGUCAGCCGCAGAGCCCCACCUCAACUGGACAGAGUUAAAGCAGAAGGUGCAAUGCAACGUCACACACGGGUUGGCUUGCGAGAAUGAAGACCAGUUGGAAGGAGUUGGAUUAUGGGAUCUCUGCUAUGACUACGAGAUACGAGUCAAGUGUUGCCUGCCAUGGCAUCUGUGUUUCUCCACCACCUCACCUACAACUACCACCCCUACAACUACCACCACCACCACCACCACCACAACAUCCACCACUACACCAACAUCGACCCCACCCACCUCUACAACUCCAACACCAACCCCUACCACCCCACCGACCUCCACCUCCACCACUUCACCAACACCAACCACCACCACUCCACCAACUCCCACCUCCACCACUCCACCAACUUCUGCCUCUACUUCUUCACCAACAUCAACAUCUACCACCCCACCAAUUUCCACAUCUACUAUUUCUCCAACACCAACUCCUACCACCCCGCCAACUUCCACAACCACUACCUCUCCAACACCAACACCUACCACCCCGUCCACUUCCACCACCCCUCCGACAACAUGUCCAUGCCUUUGGACUGGCUGGUGGGAUUCUGGUAAACUCUAUCCUAAUAAGACAGGUGAUUUUGAAUUGGUUGGAAGUGUCUGUGGUGGCUUGGCGCUGGACAUCUCCUGCAGAGCUGUGGAGUAUCCCAGCACUCCAAUUGAGCAGCUAGGACAAAGAGUGGUAUGUGAUCCCUCUAUUGGGCUGGUAUGCAAAAAUGAGGACCAGAAGGGAAGUGAGAUUUUCCCAGUUCCCAUCUGCCUUAACUAUGAGAUCAAUGUCUACUGCUGUGAUUGUGGAACUACCACCCCACCAACGUCUACUUCUACUACGUCUCCAACACCAACAACAACCACCCCAUCAACUUCCACUUCUACUACUUCUCCAACGCCAACACCUACCACCCCACCACCUUCCACUUCUAGUACUUCUCCAACACCAGCAACGACCACUCCACCAACUUCCACUUCUACUACUUCUCCAACACCAACACCAACCACUCCACCAACUUCCACAUCUACUACUUCUCCAACACCAGCAACUACCACCCCACCAACUUCCACUUCUACUACUUCUCCAACGCCAACACCUACCACCCCACCAACUUCCACUUCUACAACUACCACUCCACCAACUUCCACUUCUACUACUUCUCCAACGCCAACACCCACCACCCCACCGACUUCCACUUCUACUACUUCUCCAACACCAACACCGACCACUCCACCAACUUCCACUUCUACUACUUCUCCAACACCAACUCCUACCACCCCGCCACCUUCCACUUCUAGUACUUCUCCAACACCAGCAACGACCACUCCACCAACUUCCACUUCGACUUCUCCAACACCAGCCUCCACCACCCCGACCACCCCGCGGACCACCAGUACCUCGGUCUCCUGGGGCUCCACUGCCUCGGUCAGCCCGCUCACCUCCCCCAGCACCUGGUGGACCAGCAGUGCCACACAGAUCACCUGCUGUGUGCUGAAUGACACGUUCUAUGGCCCAGGAGAGGUGAUCUCCAACCACACCUCCGGGGGCAACUGCUAUCAGGCCAACUGUACCAUCGACUGCCAAGUCCUCACGACCACCUGGCCCUGCCCCUCCACGCCCUCCCCCCCCCUCACGCCCCCCUCCCCCACCCCCCCCACAACCACACCCUCCACCACCACCAGCACCAGCCAGGGGCCGCCCCCCGACUGCCCAGACUUUGAUCCUCCGAGGCAGGUGAAUGAGACCUGGUGGUUGUGCGAAUGCUACAUGGCCACGUGCAAGUACAACAACACCGUGGAGAUCGAGAAGGUGGAGUGCGAUCCCCCGCCGAAGCCCACGUGCUCCAACGGCCUGCCGCCGGUGCGCGUGGAGGACCCCGACGGCUGCUGCUGGCACUGGGAGUGCGACUGUUACUGCACCGGCUGGGGCGACCCUCACUACAUGACCUUCGACGGCCUGUACUACAGCUACCAGGGCAACUGCACCUACGUGCUGGUGGAGGAAGUCUCCCCCACGGUGGACAACUUCGGGGUGUACAUCGACAACUACCACUGCGACGCCAACGACAAGGUGUCCUGCCCCCGCACGCUCAUCGUGCGCCACGAGACCCAGGAGGUGCUCGUCAAGACCGUGCAGAUGGCGCCCAUAAAGAUGCAGGUGCAGGUCAACAAGCAGGCGGUGGCGUUGCCCUACAAGAAGUAUGGGGUCGAGGUGUACGAGUCAGGCAUCAACUUCAUGGUGAACAUCUCCAGGCUGGGCGCCCUCAUCUCCUACAACGGCCUCUCUUUCUCCAUCCGGCUGCCCUACCGGCUGUUUGGCAACAACACCAAGGGCCAGUGCGGCACCUGCACCAACAACACGGCGGACGACUGCGUGCUGCCGAGCGGGGAGGUGGUCUCCGACUGCGAGCUGGCCGCCGACCAGUGGGUGGUGGACGACCCCUCCAAGCCGCACUGUCCCCACGCCGGCUCCACCACCCAGCGCCCGUCCACCACCGCCGCGGGGCUCCGCAAGACCACCAGGCCCCAGGACUGCCCCGGCUCCCCGCUCUGCCAGCUCAUCAAGGACAGCUUGUUCUCGCCCUGCCACGCCGUGGUGCCCCCCCAGCACUACUACGACGCCUGCGUGUUCGACAGCUGCUUCGUGCCCGACGGCGGCCUGGAGUGUGCCAGCGUGCAGAUCUACGCGGCCCUCUGCGCCCAGGAGGGCGUCUGCAUCGACUGGCGGAACCACACCCACGGGGCCUGCCCCAUGACGUGCCCGCCACACCGGGAGUACCGGGCCUGUGGUCCCACCGAAGAACCCACCUGCAACCCCGCCCCGGAGGACUCCGAGAGGCUGGUGGAAGGCUGCUUCUGCCCCGAAGGCACCGUGAACUAUGCCCCUGGCUUUGACGUUUGCGUGAACACGUGCGGCUGCAUGGGACCUGACAAUGUGCCCCGAGAGUUUGGGGAGCGCUUCACGUUCGACUGCAAGGACUGUGUCUGCCUGGAGGGUGGGAGCGGCAUCAUCUGCCAACCCCGCGUGUGCGCGCAGAAGGGCCCCUCCCGGUGCACCGAGGACGGCACCUACCUGGUCACAGAGAUCGACCCAGCCGACCCCUGCUGCAGCACCUCCUCCUGCAAGUGCAACACCAGCCUGUGCCAAGAGGAGCCCCCCUCGUGCCUGCUGGGAUUCGAGGUGAAGAGGAGGACGGUGCCUGGACGCUGCUGCCCGGUCUACUCCUGUGAGCCCAAAGGUGUGUGUGUGCACCAGAAUGCCGAGUACCAGCCUGGCUCUCCAGUGUACUCCUCCAAGUGUGAAGACUGCGUGUGCACCCAUGCCAAGGACAACAACACCCGGUUCAACGUGAUCACCUGCACCCACGUGCCCUGCAACAGCUCCUGCAGCCGGUAAGCCCCCGGCCCACUCCCUGCCUCAGGCUUCGACCUCGUGGACGUCCCCGGUGAGUGCUGCAAGAAGUGCCAGCAGACGCAGUGUGUCGUGGAGAGGCCCAACGGCCAGUUCCUCAUCCUGGAGCCCGGGGAGACGCGGGAAAACCUCGACGACAAGUGUACCUACUUCACCUGCACCAAGAUCAACAGCCAGCUCACCUCCUUCGUCUCCAGAAUCAUGUGCCCUGAGUUCGACGAGAGCAGCUGUGUCCCGGGCUCCGUCACGUUCAUGCCCAAUGGAUGCUGUAAGACCUGCAUUCCCCGCAACCAGACAAGGGCGCCCUGCUCCACCCUGCGCGUCACGAAGGAAAUCUCACACGACGGCUGCGCCAGGAACGUCAGCAUGAACUACUGCUCCGGGUCCUGUGGGACCUCCGCCAUGUACUCCGCCCAAGCCCAGUCCCUGGACCACCAGUGCUCUUGCUGCAAGGAGGGGAGGACCAGCCAGCGCGAGGUGAGCCUGGACUGCCCCGACGGCGGCUCGCUGCGGUACACCUACACGCACAUCGAGAGCUGCCGGUGCCAGGACACCGUCUGCGAGCUGCCCCGGGCCCCGCGCAGCCGGGCCCGCCGCGCCAGCCCCCGCCUCCCGGGCGGGAACUGA